GUGUCCUGACACAGAGUCACAGUUCUCAUCCAUGCAAAUUGUAGAAAAGAAAACUCUCUCUCUUCAUUGUAUUAACAUAGCCAAGUUGGGCGGGUAAUUUUGUACACUAGCUAAUAUUAAACCAACAUGGAACCAAACCCCUCUUCCAUCGAAAUCCCCAUGGCCACGGAGCUCCACCGCGUGGCGCCGCCGCCCCCGCGCACCACCCUCGACAAGGUGAAGGGCCGCCUCAAGGAGACCUUCUUCUCCGACGACCCUCUCCGCCGAUUCAAGGGCCAGUCCUCCCGGAAUCAGCUCAUCCUCGGCGCCCAAUACGUCUUCCCCAUCCUCGAGUGGGCCCCCAAGUACAGCCUCGGCCUACUCAAAUCCGACGUCGUCUCCGGCCUCACCAUCGCCAGCCUCGCCAUCCCCCAGGGCAUCAGCUACGCCAAGCUCGCCAAUCUCCCCCCGAUCGUUGGACUCUAUUCAAGCUUUGUGCCGCCAUUGAUAUAUGCUGUACUCGGGAGCUCAAGGGAUCUUGCGGUGGGCCCGGUUUCGAUUGCUUCGUUGAUCAUGGGAGAUAUGUUGAGAAGAGAAGUCUCACCAUCUCAAGACCCCAUUUUGUUUCUUCAGCUUGCAUUCUCUUCCACCUUUUUUGCUGGACUCUUUCAAGCAUCUUUGGGAUUUUUAAGGCUUGGAUUUAUCAUCGAUUUUCUAUCGAAAGCAACUCUGAUUGGAUUUAUGGCGGGAGCUGCCAUUAUAGUCUCCCUUCAGCAGCUCAAGAGCCUUCUUGGAAUCAAGAAUUUCACCAAGAAAAUGGGCAUAGUUCCUGUCAUGAGCUCUGUGUUUCACAACAUACAUGAGUGGUCAUGGCAAACUAUAUUAAUGGGAUUUUGCUUCCUAGUUUUGCUGCUUAUGGCAAGACAUAUUAGCAUGAGGAAACCAAAACUAUUUUGGGUGUCAGCUGGAGCCCCUCUAGUCUCUGUAAUAAUUGCAACAUUGCUUGUUUUUGCAAUGAAAGCUCAAAAUCAUGGCAUCACUAUAAUUGGGAAGCUCCAGGAAGGGCUCAAUCCACCUUCGUGGAACAUGUUGCGUUUGCACGGUAGCUACUUGCCCCUCGUGGCAAAAACCGGCCUUGUCACAGGCAUCAUAUCACUCACAGAAGGAAUUGCAGUUGGGAGAACUUUUGCUGCAUUGAAGAAUUACCAAGUGGAUGGAAACAAGGAAAUGAUUGCUAUUGGAUUGAUGAACAUAGUUGGCUCCUCCACUUCUUGCUAUGUCACAACUGGUGCAUUUUCGAGAUCAGCAGUGAACCACAACGCGGGCUGCAAGAGCGCGGUGUCUAACAUAGUCAUGGCAGUGACAGUGAUGGUGACACUCCUCUUCCUCAUGCCACUCUUCCAGUACACUCCUAAUGUCAUCUUGGGGGCCAUCAUCGUCACGGCUGUCAUAGGCCUAAUAGACGUCCCGGCUGCCUGUGAGAUAUGGAGGAUCGACAAAUUCGACUUCCUAGUCAUGCUCUGUGCCUUCUUUGGUGUCCUCUUCAUCUCAGUUGAGCAAGGCCUUGCCAUAGCAGUUGGAUUGUCUAUCUUCAAGAUUCUGAUGCAGAUCACAAGGCCUAAAACAAUGAUGCUGGGGAACAUACCGGGCACGGAUAUAUACCGUGAUCUCCAGCAUUACAGAGAGGCUGUCAACGUCCCCGGCUUCUUGAUUCUCAGCAUUGAUGCUCCUAUAAAUUUUGCCAACACAACUUACCUUAAAGAAAGGGUCACAAGAUGGAUUCAAGACUAUGAAGCAGAAAAUGAUGACUCCAAAAACAAAUCCCAACUCAAAUAUGUGAUUCUUGAUUUGUCAGCUGUGAGUGCAUUAGACACAAAUGGGGUCUCAUUUUUCAAGGAUUUGAGGAUGGCAUUGGACAAGAAAAACUUGGAGCUUGUGUUGGUGAAUCCAUUAGGGGAGGUGAUGGAGAAACUCCAGAGAUCCGACGAGGCGAAAGAGUUGACAAGGCCUGAUGGUCUGUUCUUGACAGUUGGGGAAGCAGUAGGUUCCCUUCUUUUAUCAACCAAGAGCAAUUCAUCCAAUUGUGUAUGAUUUUAUCAUGAAUCUUGAGAGGCCAAUGCAUUAUAAAUCUCUUCCUUUCUCUGUUUUUCAAUGUAGCAUUUAUGUUGUCAUCUUCUCUUAUUGAAGGCAGAAUUCCACAGCCAAUUUGUCAA
Salvia hispanica is the source of this 2192-nucleotide messenger RNA. It is a transcript of the gene AST91, whose product is annotated as sulfate transporter 91. Gene Ontology annotation, molecular function: secondary active sulfate transmembrane transporter activity. The record is from RefSeq and is a predicted model, not a curated record. Lineage: Eukaryota; Viridiplantae; Streptophyta; Magnoliopsida; Lamiales; Lamiaceae. Gene Ontology annotation, cellular component: membrane. Gene Ontology annotation, biological process: sulfate transmembrane transport.